Esox lucius (northern pike) is the source of this 5522-nucleotide messenger RNA. Its product is annotated as ankyrin repeat and IBR domain-containing protein 1. Gene Ontology annotation, cellular component: ubiquitin ligase complex; cytoplasm. Bases 247 to 4308 code for a protein of 1353 amino acids. The transcript is spliced from 21 exons. Lineage: Eukaryota; Metazoa; Chordata; Actinopteri; Esociformes; Esocidae. Gene Ontology annotation, molecular function: ubiquitin protein ligase activity; zinc ion binding; ubiquitin conjugating enzyme binding. The record is from RefSeq and is a predicted model, not a curated record. Gene Ontology annotation, biological process: ubiquitin-dependent protein catabolic process; positive regulation of proteasomal ubiquitin-dependent protein catabolic process; protein polyubiquitination.
CAGAAUCAGCAGCGCAUCAUUACCAUCAUCACUCAGAAGAACUGAGAUUGGAGCGAAUGAAAUGGAAGAAAGGAAGGAUGGUGAAGAGUCGAGGAGAAAAAUUAUGAAAUAGCGGUAUUCUACCGAUGUGAACGUUUGGAUGUACGAUUGGUGACCAAGUGAAUCGAUGGUGGUGAGGGUGUGGGACAUGUCUGAAUAGUGUGCUGAGAGGACAGGAGGAGGAGGAGGAGGAGGGGAAACGGAGGGAUGGGGAACACAGCCACUAAGUUCCGGAAGGCUCUAGUCAGCGGCGACGAGGCGUUGGCAUGGCAACUGUACGAGGGCAACAGCCAGUUCAGGGAGGGGCUGGACCCCAACGCGUCCUACGGAGAGACCUACCAACACAACACGCCCCUCCACUACACCUGUCGGCACGCCAUGACACGCCUGCUCAGGUCAUUUCUGUUCAAUAAGGAGGGGAACCCCAACAAGCGCAAUGUUCAGAAUGAGACGUGUUUGCAUGUGUUGUGUCAGGGAGCACAUAUCCUUCUGCUGCCAGAGGGGGCGCUGUCUCACAGACUGGCCAGACCCCAGAGAGACGAACAACGCAGAGCGGACUGUCUACAGAUGAUCCUGAGCUGGACAGGGGCCAGGCUGGACAGAGGACAGUAUGAGAGAGCAAACGUCAAUGCUGCAGACAACAGGAACAGCACCUGUCUUCAUUAUGCUGCCGCUGCUGGACUGAAGAGCUGUGUGGAGCUGCUGGUUCAGAGUGGGUCGGACCUGUUCGUGGAGGACGAGGAGAAGCUGACCCCAUGUGACCACGCGGAGCGGCAACAGCACACACACCUGGCCCUGCGCCUCGAGGCCAUGAUGGUGUUUUCACAGCACGCACAAACUGACACACACACGCCCAGCAGUACAUUGCGUCGUAAAGAGGCCUAUGAGGGCCUGAAGCUGCAGGACCUGAGGAGACUGAAGGACAUGUUGAUUGUGGAGACGGCAGACAUGCUACAGGCUCCUCUCUUCACCGCCGAGGCUCUGCUCCGAGCACAUGGUCGGUGGGAUUUGUACUGGGACAGGGAGAAGCUGUUGGAGGCGUGGAUGAGUGACUCUGAGGGGUGUUGCCAGCGCUCUGGGGUAUUAAUGCCCACCCCCCCUCCCAGUGGGUACAAUGCCUGGGACACCCUGCCCUCCCCCCGUACCCCCCGCUCACCUCUCACCUUCACCCUCACCUCCCCCACCGACAGCUGCCUCACCCCAGGGGAGGAAGGACUCGCUACGUGUGGAAUCUGCCUCUGUUCCAUCUCAGUGUUCGAGGACCCAAUUGACGUGUCCUGUGGCCAUGAGUUCUGCCGGGCCUGCUGGGAAGGGUUUCUGAAUGUGAAGAUCCAGGAGGGAGAGGCUCAUAACAUCUUCUGCCCUGCCUAUGACUGUUACCAGCUGGUGCCUGUUCAGGUUAUAGAGAGUGUUGUCUCCCGAGAGAUGGACAAACGAUACCUGCAGUUCGACAUCAAGGCGUUCGUAGAAAACAAUCCGUCCAUCCGGUGGUGUCCAGCAGUGCAGUGUGAGAGAGCGGUCCGACUGACCCGACCUGGUCCAGGGGUCAACGACCUGGGAUUCCCUGUGCUGCCCUCCCCUGCGGUCGACUGUGGCAAGGGCCACCUGUUCUGCUGGGAGUGUCUAGGGGAGGCUCAUGAGCCUUGUGACUGUCAGACAUGGAGGAUGUGGCUGCAGAAAGUCUCAGAGAUGAAGCCAGAAGAGUUGGCAGGUGUAUCGGAGGCGUAUGAGGAUGCAGCUAACUGUCUGUGGUUGCUGACCAACUCUAAACCCUGUGCCAACUGCAAGUCCCCCAUACAGAAGAAUGAGGGAUGCAACCACAUGCAGUGUGCCAAGUGUAAAUAUGAUUUCUGCUGGAUCUGUCUUGAAGAGUGGAAGAAGCACAGCUCUUCAACUGGAGGUUACUACCGAUGUACACGCUACGAAGUCAUAACUCAGCUGGAGGAGCAGUCCAAGGAGAUGACUGGAGAGGCGGAAAAGAAGCACAGGAGUUUCCAGGAGCUGGACCGUUUCAUGCACUACUACACCCGCUACAAGAACCAUGAACACAGCUACAAGUUAGAACAGAGACUGUUGAAAACCGCCAAAGAGAAGAUGGAACAGCUGAGUAGAGCCUUUAUUGGAUGUGAAGGCUCCCCUCCAGACACCCGGUUCAUAGAAGAUGGUGUGUGUGAGUUGUUGAAGACGCGUCGUGUGCUGAAGUGUUCAUACCCUUAUGGCUUCUUCCUCCAGCCUCACAGUACACAGAAGGAGAUAUUUGAGCUCAUGCAGACUGAUCUUGAGAUGGCGGUGGAGGACUUGGCACAGAAGGUGAACCGUCCUUACCUGCGUACGCCGUGUCACAAGAUCAUCAGUGCCGCCUGUCUGGUACAACAGAAGAGGGAGGAGUUUCUGGCCUCCGUGGCUAGAGGAGUGGCCCCUAAUGACUCACCUGAAGUACCUAGAAGGAGUUUCCCCGCUGGCUCAUGGGACUGGGAGUACCUAGGAUUCACCUCUCCUGAGGAGUAUGCCGAUUUCCAGAACCGGCGGAGACACAGGCCGCGCCGUAGAGGAGACAUGCUGAGUUUACAUAAUUUGAGAAGCAACAGCAGUACUCCUGAAACCAACCAGAAUGCUGAGAAUACAGAGGUCCUUCAGGAGAGAGUUGAGGGGAGGAGACAGCCUCUGAGGUCACUGGAUGAGGACGACCCCAACAUUCUUCUGGCCAUCCAGCUGUCACUGCAGGACUCACGGAGGGAGAGAGAGAUGGAGGGAGGGAUGGGGGGAGGGAUGGGGAGGAGCUCCGGUGCAUUUGAGGGACCGGGGCUUGGGUCUGGACAGGGUUUGGAUAUAGGUCCAGUAACGGGCCAAAGAGCGGGGGGCCUCAGUAGCACUCAGGGCCCCCAAAGUGUUGGUGCUUCUCUGGGGGCCAGUGGCUCCGCCCCCCACCCGAGACCAGACCCUAACCUGUCACUCAACGCUGAGCUGUUAGAGCUCGGAGAAAGUCUGAUGAGACUGGGACAAAUCACCACCCCAUAUACCCUAGACAACGCUAAUAUCACUACGCCGUAUAACUUAGACCACUACAACCCUGUCCACAGCUGCACUCUGGGUCAGGAUCACAACUAUGCUAUUCUGGAACUGGACCACACCGCACCUUAUACAUACAGCUACGGUCGCACCGGGGACAGUAACCAGGACCACGGCAUUAUCAACAUUCCCUUCACUCCAGAGCAUGACCACAGCUGUGGUCCAAACCCAAACCGUGACCACCCGGAUGUCGACACCGCCUACAGCUCUGUUCACUGCCAACCCAGACCCUACACUGACACUCCUCCUCACCCAGACCUUACAGGCUCUUCUAGCUCCAGACAAACAGGCCUUUAUGCCUCCGACCCACAGCCCAUGGUCAGCCUUCCCCAUCACCCUGACCCGGAUCAGGCCGUCUCUCGUACCCAGAUUACACAUCCCGACCCAAACCAGCACCAAUCCUGCUCCUCCAUCGUUGUCCCGGACCUUCACAGCCUGAACCCGCUCAACCUAGAGUCUCUCACCGCUGACCUUGACCCUGCAACCAACCCAGACCGGAAUUCCUCUGCCACACCCCAGACCCAUUCCCACUCCUCCUCAGACACCCUAGCCCCCAAGAACCCAACCACAGGUGCCCGCUCCUUCUUGCUGUCGUCCCCAGACCCAGACCUCCUGUCUCCAGUGGUCCCUCCAGGAGAUCCCUUCUCACCCAAUGACCCGGGCUGCCUGGAGCCCCUCGACGCCACAGCCGGAGCCCUGCUCCUUGACAAUAUUAUGGCCUGGAUCCAACACACACACCCCCAGGACAGUCCACAGAACAUCGCCCUCAUCCCCUCCGUUAGUUCCGAGACUGAAUCGCCCCCAGAGAAAGACUCUGCGACUAUUUUACCCCAAAAUGGCACGGACCGAAAGAGGGAUUGCCCUCCCAACUCUGAGGCCAGUUGCAGCGAAGCAGCGCUAGCUGAGCUACAGCGGGCCCAAGGGGGUGAGGCGCGGGGGGCACAUGACAGCCCUGGGGAUAGCCCGGAGGUUAAAAGACCCAGCACUCUGGAUCUAGAGUGUCGCGGGGGUGAAGAGCGUGUGGAGUAUGUAGACACAGGGUGUGGGUCGGACCUGUCCCAGGAUGCAGUUGAGACGCGCUCGCACGCAAACUGUGGCGAUGGCAACCUCACCCCCGCUGAAGUGGACCCAAGCUCUGCCCCCUGGCUAGUGGAUGAUCAGUCAUCUGAAGAGUGGGAUGAGCAAAUUCACCUGGUGUGACAGCACAUGGGACAGAUGACAGCGAGAGAAAGGGAUGUGGAAACUGAGAUAAUGACCAACAACAGAUUGAGGAUGAGAAUAUAGGGAGAGAGAAAAGAAUGGAAGAGAAAAUGUUGGUAGGGGAAUGAUUGACAGCAUUAUCAUAGAGCGCUUAGGAAAGACGUAGGGAGGGAGAGCACUUAGAGAAAACGUACUACAUUAAACAUGGGGUGUCCACUAAAUGUAGCUUGCUGGGCAGAGGAAGUGUAUGUGUGCCCCAGGUCCAUUCAGGUCAUGCAGUUGCCUGAUUUAAUGACAGAUGUUGUGUGUUCAAAUACAAUAAUGUAUGAGUGAUUUUAUCUUCCAUAACCAUUUCACUACUGAUGGACAGGCUGCUUGUAUGCGGCUGUCUGAGAGUAACACCAGGGCAGGUUUGUGUUUGUUUUUAUUUAACUGUUAUCCAGUUUAGAACCCUUGAGAGAUGGAUAAGAGGGUUUGUGACAUGGUCAAUUUUUAGAAACAUUGUCCACAACUGAGGUGAUUUGUGUGCCUUCAUUUUCGAUAGUUCUUUUUAUUGACAAUCGUCUUUUUGUUGAUGCAGAUAAUAUUAUUACUACUUUUGUGUUUUUUGUUCUUUUUCUUUUGUUUGUGUGGGGGGUUUACAUGGUUUCUUUUUUAGAUGGGUUCAUGGACGCAGCUGUGGUCUGAAGCCAUAUGUCUGAGUAGGAGAGCAGAUCGAGCUUCUAGUCCUCCCUGUCUAUGUAAUCUGAUUAAUUAUGAUCUGAAAGUAGGACUAAACUGAUCUUAGAAAAGUUCUACUCCAAGACACGUCAUCCUUAUAGCACCAAGCCUUUGAUUAGGUACGGGACAGGAGGCCUUGUGUUGGUGUGAUGGAUACAGUAUGCACUGGUAGACAGACAAUGUACGAGAGAUGAAUCUGCUGUAUACAAGGAAAGAGAUUUUAAUAAAAUGUCUGAAAUCGUAUUUCUGUAAUUCUAAUGAACUAUGUUGCUCUACUUCAGGGCUGUUCAACUCCGGUACUGGAGGGCCAAAACACUUCUAGUUUACAUCCUCUCUUUAAUAGCAGGAUGUGUUGUUUUGCCCUGAGGUUAUAGAAAACAUGAACGUGUAGUUUGGAUUCAAAGUCUUAAUUUUUUUGUACAAAAUCACUGUUUUAAGUUGAGAUAAUUGUUAAGCCCGACUUUGUUCACAAUAAAAAAAAAUGUUGUUUUGUA